ACACUCCUCCCCCCUCGCAAACUUGGAGCUUUCUCCCACUUUUACCAUGUUCUUCUAUAGUCUAUAACCGGUCUUCUUCGAUGCAGCCUGUUUUCCUCCUUAUCAUAAUGACGCUGGCCGUUGAUGGAACAAAUAUGUCGCUGGACCGCCUCUAAAGCACAAUUGAAACUUCAAUGCCAGUGAAUGUUUUUAAAUCUCUUGAUUUUGGUUAGAUGAAAUAUGCGAUGUCCGCGGGUGAGCCGGGUUCUUUUUCUGCUACAUUCUGUUUUGUUUUUGUCUGCCAGCCAUGUCGAGUUCUCGCUGCCUGGCAGCCUCCUCUCUCCAGACGAAGAACACGGUCGCUUUCUCCAGUCCCAGUCGGAUGUGUCCAUGGUCCAUCCAGUCAAAGUUGACAGAGAUGGACAGUUUCUCUCCCACUCUCUGGCACACCGCCUUGAGCGCGUGCGGCACAAGCGAGACUUGGGGGCUUUGGAGGGACGCGUUUAUUAUAAGGUGAACUACAAGGGCCGCGAUUUGGUUUUCAAUCUAACAGUCAACAACUAUUUGGUGUCGAACGAAUAUAUUCUAGAGCGGCGAAACGGGAGUCUGAACCGGACUGAGCACCGUACCACAGGGGUGAACGCCUGCCACCUGAUCGGCACAGUGACUGAUCCUACUAAUGCGCGCGGGACAGCCGCCAUCAGCACCUGUGAAGGCUUGAAAGGUCUCUUUACCUUGCCUGAGGGACCCCACUUCAUUCAGCCAGUCCAGGGGUCCACUGAUGGGGCUGUCGAGCGGGAGGGACCAGAGCCCCAUGUGGUCUACCCCAGUGUAACCACGGUACCACACAGAUACCGACGCAGCUCUGAGGCCCGGGACACACACAGCCCCUGUGGGGUCAGAGACGCACCAGGUGAUUCCCUAGUGGUGGAGAGGGAGAGAGAAGACUGGGAGAGGGAACAGCAGGAGGAGGAGAGGGAGAGAGAGGAGGAGACGGCUCAACAUCGCUCCCAACGCUCCGUCAGCAGAGAGAGGUGGGUAGAGACAAUGGUGGUGGCAGACUCUAAACUGAUCGACUACCACGGCAGUGACAACGUCGAGUCUUACAUCUUCACCAUCAUGAACAUGGUGGCAGGGAUCUUCCAUGAUGCCAGUAUAGGAAAUGCCAUCCACAUCAUCCUGGUCCGCCUGAUCCUCCUGCAAGGAGAGGAGAAAGGGCUGAAGAUCAUCCACCAUGCAGACACUUCUCUGGCCAGUUUCUGUGCCUGGCAGAAGAACCUCAACCCACUAAGUGACACACACCCUGCUCACCACGACGUGGCAGUGCUGGUCACCAGGAAGGACAUCUGUGCAGGGCUCAACGAGCCGUGUGAGACCCUUGGUCUGUCCCAUCUGUCAGGGAUGUGCCAGCCUCACCGUAGCUGCAACAUCAACGAAGACUCAGGACUACCUGUAGCCUUCACCAUUGCACACGAGCUGGGACAUAGCUUUGGGAUCCACCAUGAUGGUCAGGGGAAUGACUGUGAGAUGGAUGGCAGACACCCCUUCAUCAUGUCCAGACAGCUGAUGUAUGACACCUCCCCCCUUACCUGGUCCUCCUGCUCCAAAGACUACAUCACACGCUUCCUAGAUCGUGGUUGGGGCUUCUGUCUGGACGACCGUCCCUCAAAGAAGGAUCUGACCACCCCACUGGCCCGUCUGGGGGUCCGCUACACCACACAGCACCAGUGCCAACUACAGUACGGCCCCAAUGCCACCUACUGCCACGAGAUCGAUAAUGUGUGUCAGAUCCUGUGGUGUUCAGUGAAUGGGUCCUGUCGCUCUAAACUGGACUCACCCAUAGAUGGUACUCGCUGUGGCCCUGAGAAGUGGUGUAUCUCAGGGGAGUGUGUUAUCAUAGGGAAGCUACCGGAGACAGUGAAUGGGAACUGGGGACAGUGGAGUAGCUGGUCUCACUGUUCCAGGACCUGCGGGGCCGGGGUGAAGUCUGCUCACAGGGAGUGUAACCACCCCAAACCAGAGUUUGGUGGGAAGUACUGUACAGGCGAGAGGAGGCGUUACCAUAUCUGUAACACCAAACCAUGCCAAAAGGCCAAACCCACCUUCAGAGACAUGCUGUGUAGUGAAUUUGACACAGUGCCCUACCAGAACGAACUCUACGAGUGGGUCCCUGUGGCCAGCCUAUCGAGUCCGUGCGAGCUGCACUGUCGUCCUGUGGAUGAGCAUUUCUCUGAGAAGAUGCUGGAUGCUGUGACAGACGGAACUCCCUGCUUCAUGAACAACAACUCCAGAAGCAUCUGUGUCAAUGGAGUGUGCAAGGAGGUGGGCUGUGACUAUGGUAUAGACUCUAACGCUGUAGAGGAUCGUUGUGGAGUGUGUCUGGGCGAUGGUUCCUCCUGUGAGACUGUCCAGAUGACCUUUGAUGGGGGGGAUGGCUUCGGCUACGUGGACGUGGGAGUGAUCCCAGAGGGGGCACGUGACAUUGUGGUCCAGGAAAUGGAGGAGGCAGGGAACUUUCUGGCUCUGCGGGGUCAGGGGUCAGAGGAGUACUUCCUGAAUGGCCAGUACAUCAUCCAAUGGAACGGGGAGUACAAGGCAGGCGGAACCACCUUCUACUACGAACGCAGCGGGAACCUGGAGAACCUUACCUCACCUGGACCCACCAAACAACCAGUCAUGAUCCAGUUGCUGUACCAGGAGAAGAACCCAGGUAUAAAGUAUGAGUACACCAUCAAGAGGAACCGCCAGACAGGAAAUGAGGUCAUCAGGUCGGAGUAUAGGUGGAGGCAUGGGGCCUGGACAGACUGCAGCACCACCUGUGGGCUAGGUAAACAGCAUCAGCCUGUCAGGUGUUUUGAGUUGGAGGUGGGCGUGGUCGAUGAGGCUUUUUGUGACCCAGAGAGCCGCCCGGAGGACCAACACCGCAAGUGCAAGAACAUGGACUGCCCUGCCAGGUGGUGGGUGGGGGGCUGGCAGCUGUGCUCUGCCACCUGUGGUUCGGGAGGGGUGAGGAAACGUACAGUGCUGUGUGUGCGCACGGUGGCGGGGGAGGAGAGGGUGCUCCACCCUGGGGACUGUAAACAGCUGCUCAAACCCAAACCUGUGGUUCCCUGCAACAGAGACCUGCUCUGUGGACCUGACUGGGCCGUGGGCAACUGGAGCGUGUGCCCAGUGACAUGUGGUGGUAGCGUGCGCACCCGGACGGUCACCUGCCUGACCGCACCCCCAAAAAAGUGUGACAACGAAACCAUGCCUCGCUCCAAGUCACUGUGCGCCCUGCAGAGCUGCCCAAGCAAAGGCCUCCGACGACGUCCGGGACCACCCCCUAAAUACCGCCGUAUCUACCUGCCCAAGAGACACCCAACCAGGCAGCCAGUUACACACACCUGGUGCCCCAAAAGCACCAGCACCACCACUACACCCAGAACCAGCACUGUUACUGUGACUGAGAGAACUACAACCCCCAUCACCACUUCUACCACCAAGCCCUUCCCACCGUCCUCCACAGCCACUGAUAUCAUUGACGUAGAUGACUAUGAGUUUAACCUGAUAGUGGUGAAGAAUGGGCAUGUAGAGGACAAGGAUGGGGCGUAUAUUACGACCAGUCCUACUGAAACGGAGAACAGAGAGAUGAGAGAGAAAGAAGAGGAGGACGAGAAAAAGGAGGAGGAGGGGAGUGCAGCUGAUUUUUUGUUUCCAGAUUCGGGGGUGACAUACACUCCAGGGUAUGACUAUGUAGUGGAGGAUGUGACUACAGAGGAGGAGGGGCUUACAGAUCUGGACAUUUUUACCACGGAAACCUCUCUCGGGACUCCCAACCAAUCACCACCCAUCGUGACCACCACCGGGUUACACCCUACAUCCACACCACACACACCACACACAAGUGUCCCAACAACAUCACAUACAACCCCACACACAACCAGAGUACCCCUCACUACCUCCCCCUCAACCCCACAAACCAGCACUGCACACUGGGCCAUGAACACCAGCCACUACCCCCUCACUCCCCCCAACACCACACCUUCCAUCAACCCUUUCACCAACCGGACAACCAGGAUGGAGGUGUUCUGGGUGGUGGGCAACUGGAGCGAGUGUUCAACGUCGUGUGGCCUAGGGGCAAUGUGGAGGCCAGUGCUGUGUAGCUCCCAGCAUGAAUCGGACUGUGCCAACCUGAAGAGACCAGAACCAGCUCGCACCUGCCACCUGCACCCCUGUGCCACCUGGCUGAGUGGCAAUUGGAGCAAGUGUCCGAAGGGGUGUGAGGUGGUGGGCAGGAGGCAGCGUGAGGUGCAGUGUGUGGACGGGCAGAAGGGACGUCCACUGAGACCGUUCCACUGCCAAGCCCUUUCCUCCAGACCCCCCAGCAUCCUGUCCUGUCGUCCCCAACCCUGCCAGCCCUGGAGAACCUCCCCCUGGGGACAGUGCUCUUGUAGCUGUGGUGGUGGAUUGAGGGAGCGGCUGGUAUACUGCCCUGAAGCGCAGCACUGUAGCGCCACCCAGAGGCCAAACGACACAGAGACCUGCAACCUGCAGCCCUGCAGCUACUGGGACCCACAGGACUGGGAGGAGUGCUCUGUGAGUUGUGACGAGGGGUUGCAGCAUCGUGUGGUGCGGUGUGUUGUUGAGGACUCCGGCUCUGUGGAGAACAGUCUGUGUGAGCAGAGCAGCAGGCCUGACACACUCAGGAAAUGCAACAUGCAGGAGUGUCAGACUAAAACCGGUCCGCUGUGUAGGAAGAACAGCAUGUCGUCUCGGUUCUGUGACAAGCUGAAGCUGCUGGGCCGCUGCUCCCUCAGGUCCAUCCAGAAACAGUGCUGUGUCACCUGUAGAGGGUAACUCUGACCCGCACUACCUGUCUCAUGGACCUCAAACGCAUACAUACAGGGCAUCCACACUGCUCUCCUAUGGGUGCAGCUCAUCUCUAGUGCAAUCAGCUGGCAACAGCCUUUUCAUCAUCAUCAUCAUCAUCAUCAUCAUAACCACCACAGACCGUUACCUAUAUGGGGUGGGAAUUCAAGAAGCUAAAAUACUGUAUAUUGCUGCUGUGUGCAGUUUGUCUUAGCCUUGCACCUUCCUAGCUCAUACUGUGUAACCCAGGGUACCAGGCCUCCAACAGCCUCUAAAGACUUAGUUAUGUGAACUUCUCACCCAUGUCCCACCUGUUUUCCAAUACUGUUGAAUGUCAGUCAAAAUAUCAAGCUGUGUAAAAGCCUGUUUGGCUUGCAUUUUGUUCUCUAUUCCAAGUUUCCCCGCUAAUACAGAAAUUAUGGUGACAGCCGGUAACACUUUGUUUACAACCCCCUUUCAGCUGGUAUUUGCCUGGUAUUUACAAAUAAAUUAUGUGGUGACAAUGGGUAUUUUCUGGCACUUACUUUAAUGGUGCUGGAUUUAAUGAAUCCCCAAAAAACGAAUAAUUAAUGAUAAGGUAACUAUUAUGUCAUGAACAUUUUCCUAUGACACUAAGCAAAUACUUGGUAAAUAGUAGACUGUACAAUAAAAAUUCAUGUUUUUAA
Molecule: messenger RNA, 5495 nt
Organism: Coregonus clupeaformis (lake whitefish)
Lineage: Eukaryota; Metazoa; Chordata; Actinopteri; Salmoniformes; Salmonidae
Product: A disintegrin and metalloproteinase with thrombospondin motifs 12-like
Exons: 25
Coding region: 220-4818 (1532 amino acids)
Biological process (GO): proteolysis; extracellular matrix organization
Cellular component (GO): extracellular matrix
Molecular function (GO): metalloendopeptidase activity
Source: RefSeq, a predicted model, not a curated record